AUGGAAACACUCUCCACAAGCGAUACCGAUGCAGCCAGCAGUUCUCGACUCACCCGCCAAAAUGCCUCUUCACACCCUACCUGGCAUCUUCUCAAUGGUUCCGGCUACCCGUCAUUUGACCAACCGUCGGGAACGGAAGAUUCUUCGAUCAUCGCUCUUCAGAAUGCUAGCACUGUAUUUCAGAGAAGGCGAGUCAAUCCUGAGAGCCUCGCUCUCCGACUAGGACCGGAUCUCGUCCGUGAUCUUGAGGCACUGAUACACCCUGGAAACAUCGAAAUGCCGUCCUUUGCCGUCCGAAAAGAGCUGCAAGAACGUUACAAUAUCGACAGGAGGCACGUCUAUGAUUACUUUCACAGCCGAGGAUUGCGCGUGAUCAAAGAAGAUAAGAACGGUAACACAAUUGUGCCAAAUGAUCUCGCUCCAGCGCCACGAUCGCCGAACCUCCGCACUUUGCGCCAAGCGCCUUUGAAGGAGUCGCGGAGAGCAACUGCAAACUUGAUAUCGAAAAUUAAAGAGGUCCGGCUUCCAGUGAGGAAGCCUCGUGGAGUUACAAAGGCCAAACCUGGCCGUCCAAGGAAAUACGCCGUUAGAUCCAUUCACGAUGACCCCCUGCCACCCGCAGUAAUCUGUCCAUCGUCUCGCGCAAUCAGUCCACUCCUUCAACCUGACAUCUUUCCUGCGAGCGAUGCAAACAACAACCAUGAGAUUGACAUGAUAGUCAGUGCUGCUGACGAGUCUUACUCAUUUUCACAAGCGAUAGACGAAAUUUCUUACACGCAUUGUGGCCCACCGGUGCUAGCGCUUGAGACAAGCCCACUCCACACCCUGUCCCAAUCGAUGCCAGAUCUGAGAGCAGAUGGGGCUGAAUUAGGUUUAUCGCCACGCACGACUUCUGCCGACCCUUUGUCAUCGAACGCCUGUACACUGUCAGCUACUGAGCGAUCGGCACUUUAUCAACUUCUUUCUGGAGCGUUUGGCACUCAUCGUGACAUCCAGGAAUGCGCCGGAACAUACAGAAAUUACAUGCAGGAACGGUCGCGCCUGUACUACGAGGGACUUCUUGCACUGCCUUACCAAAACUCUCGUUACAAUGACCCAAAACCAGCUUCUUCCGACAAUCGCCAAUCGGUUCCUUCCAAUGGCAGCGAGUAUAGACGCUGGGUUAACCCGGGAGAGUUCUGCAUGACGGAUGACAAAGCUUCUGCCUCCAGGAACAAGCCGGUCAAACUUGGCGCGAGUACGAUCAGGCGGAAAGCACCUCCAGUCCCCUCUUAUACCAACUUUGGCACAGAUACAGAUAACGAAACCCACCCCCUGGACACGUUGUUUCCGAUCCUUGAUUUGAAUAGGACCAGCGUCGAUGAUUCAAUAAGGGAAUCACCUGUUAUCCGCACUCGGCGCCAAUCCUAUGUACCUCUGGAUUUCUAUUUCUUUCCGAACGAGGAAAGGGGUGAGGCUGAGGAUCCCUUUCUGGAUGCCCCACUUAACUCGGGCGCCCCUGACCUUCCCAAACAUUCGGUCUCAUUACAGUCGAAGAUCCGUGGAGGAUCUCUCCACGGACAUCCGGAUUUCCCAGGAUCUCCGCCAUUACUGCCUUCGGCUGAGCUUCAGCAUGUCGAUGUCAACCCUAAGCGCCCCUCCCCCCCGUUACAACAACCGGGUUCCUCACCUGAACGUUAA
Molecule: messenger RNA, 1680 nt
Organism: Suillus paluster
Lineage: Eukaryota; Fungi; Basidiomycota; Agaricomycetes; Boletales; Suillaceae
Exons: 2
Coding region: 1-1680 (559 amino acids)
Source: RefSeq, a predicted model, not a curated record